This is a messenger RNA of Onychomys torridus (southern grasshopper mouse), 1098 nucleotides long. RefSeq names its product sodium channel epithelial 1 subunit delta (gene Scnn1d). Gene Ontology annotation, cellular component: membrane. NCBI's taxonomy places the organism in Eukaryota, Metazoa, Chordata, Mammalia, Rodentia, Cricetidae. Gene Ontology annotation, molecular function: ligand-gated sodium channel activity. Gene Ontology annotation, biological process: sodium ion transmembrane transport. The record is from RefSeq and is a predicted model, not a curated record.
AUGGCACCACCCACAGUACUAUCUAUCUGCCUUGUCUGUUCCUGACAGAACCUAAUUAAGACAGCAUCCUGGGGGAUGCUGCUUCUGAGUGCCCGGGUGCUCUCCUGGCAGCUUGUACUUCUAUUAAAGCAGUAUUGGAACUACCCAGUCACCAUGGCAGUGUCCAUGCAUGAGUGCAAACUCUUCCCAUCUGUCACUCUAUGUGACAUGAAUGCACAUAGGCAUAAUAGUAUUGGCAGCAACUGCUUCUAUUGUGCCUACUCCUCAGGUGUGCCAGCUGCUCAGGAAUGAUAUCACUUCCCCUACAUGGACAUCUUGGCCCUACUCCUCACUGCCUGGGAGGACAGUCACCAAAGUCCUGGUGACCACUUUGUCUUACAGGCUGUGGCCCCUCAAGGCAUACAUGACAGGGUAGAAGGUGAUAAGCAUCUAAGCAUGGCCUUGGGUUUCUGGCACUUCCAGAAGUUCCACCACAGGACCUAUGGUAACUGCUAUACCUUUAAGGGUGUCUGGAUUGCACAGAGUCCUGGCAUCACCAAUGGUGAGGGCUAAUCCUCAGGAUCAAAAAGGCAAGAUCAUCUCCCUCUUUUGUCCUUGGAGGCUGAACUCAACGUCAUGAUUCAUAGAUACAACCACACACCCUUCUGGAAAGCAGUGGCUUUAGCUUCUGACCAAGGACUCAGAAUACCAUUGGAAUUCUACAAGUGCCUUCUCCACAACUCCUCGGGUCACGGCUUCUACCGAUGCUACCAGGACCUGGAAACCUGCCAGCUUUCUUGUCUUUCCCACUGCCCCAGACUUUGCAAGCAAGACGGGACAAUGGGAAGCAAUAUGGCCAAGGUGAAAAUUCUAAUCCAGGAGCUUAACUACCACAUUGUGAAUGAGGCAACAGUAUACUCUGAGGAGUGGUUCCACAGCUGUUGUGCCAUGGGCAGCCUCUGGAGACUGGUCCGUUCAUCUAUCCUGUCUGUGCUAGAGCUGCUAUUGGAUGUCACUAUCCUUGCCCUGCUGCUGCUGGAAAAAGGGAAGUUGAAGGCAUUGGUGGGCCCCCCAAAUAAGGGACCACUGGACCUAUCAGAGGCCCAGCCCAAGGAGUGA